UUUUUUUCUCUCAAUCAAAACCAAACACCACCUCUAUGGAAGAAGAACAUGUUGAAGCUACAAUCUACAAAACUCAUUUCCUUACUUUCACUCUCUAAGAACCUCUCACAAAAAUCUACAACACAUUUCUCUCAUUCCAAUCACAACCCAACCAUGUCCAUAAACUUUACCACCCACGCCUUCGCCGGAAACCCACUAAUCUCCAAAACCCAAAACAAAAACGAUCUAUUUUCCCCCACAACCGCUCUCGAAACCCUAAAAUCCCGAAUCACCGACAAUACCAACCACCACUCUCCGAAUUUCAAGAUACUUCCGUUCAGGAAUGGGAGGCCUCUCGCGACUGCCGGUGGUGGUGAGCCGUGGCGACUCGGUUGGAUUGGUGUUGGGGAGAUUAGGGGAGUGCUGGGGACUGAAUUGAAUGGUGAUUUGUUUGUGUAUUUGGGUUCGAAUGUUGAAGAAGAUGUAGUUUAUUGGACGAUUGAUGUGUCUGGGGAGAGUGGUUUUGUGGCGGAGUUUGGUGGAGUGAGGUUUAGUUUUGUUGAGUUGAGGACACUUAUGGUUGCUACUGAUUGGGUUGAUUUUAAAGCUAUGGGGAAUUUGGCUAUUGCUGGUCAUGCAAGAGCACUGUUAGAAUGGCAUAAUAUAUCACGUUUUUGUGGACAUUGUGGAGAGAAAACAGUCCCAAGGGAAGCUGGGAAGCGGAAGCAGUGUUCAAACGAAUCAUGCAAAAAGAGGAUAUAUCCACGAGUUGACCCGGUGGUCAUUAUGCUGGUAAUUGAUCGAGAGAACGAUCGUGCCCUUUUGAGCAAACAAUCCAGAUUUGUGCCUAGAAUGUGGAGCUGCUUAGCAGGUUUUAUAGAGCCAGGAGAAAGCUUGGAGGAGGCUGUGAGAAGAGAAACAUGGGAGGAGACUGGUAUUGAAGUUGGAGAAGUUGUAUAUCACAGUUCUCAGCCAUGGCCUGUUGGACCAAACAGUAUGCCAUGUCAGCUUAUGGUUGGAUUCUUUGCAUAUGCUAAAUCCCUGGAAAUUAACGUCGACAAGGAAGAGUUGGAAGAUGCUCAGUGGCACAGUAGAGAAGAUGUAAGAAAAGCUCUGACAUUUGCCGAGUACAAGAAAGCUCAAACAACAGCAGCAGCAAAGGUAGAACAAAUGUGUAAAGGAGUUGAAAAAACCCACAGCCUGUCUACUGAUUUCAAUGUGGAAAGUGGUGAACUUGCACCAAUGUUUGUUCCUGGACCCUUUGCAAUAGCCCAUCACCUUAUUUCCUCUUGGGCAUUCCCAGAUCAAAAUGUAAAAGGUACUGAAUGCCAUUCAAAACAGCCUAGUGGUUCUGUGUCUAAUUUGUAGUAUUGGCAGAUUGCUUUUGAAGACAACUUGGAUAUAAAGUAUAUCAUAUUAUUGUCAUAAACCUCUAGAAGGGUUAAGUGGCCAAAUGGGUUUCAAAAUUUUCACUUCCAACAGUUGUAAAGAGUAUGCACACCUAGAUUUGAAAACAUCUACCUUUGAUGUUGCUGUUAGCAGGCCCAAUAUAGUUUAUUUACAUGUAUUAAAUAGAAUAAGUAUGGAGAUUUACUUCCAUUCAGGUGUUUUUAUGUUGGUUUGGUUGAGAUAGAGUUGGCUCCUAGAGGUUUUGUUAGCAACUAGUAGUUAUUGUACUUUCUUUGUGAUCUUGUAACCAACUUUCAUAGUGUUAUUUAUAUUUCCAUAAUCAUACUUA
Messenger RNA from Medicago truncatula (barrel medic), 1717 nucleotides. RefSeq names its product nudix hydrolase 19, chloroplastic. The record is from RefSeq and is a predicted model, not a curated record. Gene Ontology annotation, molecular function: NADH pyrophosphatase activity; metal ion binding. Gene Ontology annotation, biological process: NAD+ catabolic process; NADP+ catabolic process. NCBI's taxonomy places the organism in Eukaryota, Viridiplantae, Streptophyta, Magnoliopsida, Fabales, Fabaceae. Gene Ontology annotation, cellular component: peroxisome; cytosol. The coding region runs from base 49 to 1347 and encodes 432 amino acids. The transcript is spliced from 6 exons.